CCCGGGACAGUUUAGUCGCGGAACUACUCGAACCGUGAGAACCGUUGUGAGAAGUGUGCUGUUCCGUUGGAAUAUGGAUAAAAUCUGUCGUUCUCAGCUGCCGGAUUCUUCGUCGUCGCCACCACUGAGUGGCCUCCACGGGUUUCACGGCUUUGAUGAUGAGCUGAUGGCCGAUUUGCCGUCGUGCGUUUACGCAAACCACCAUCAGCUCGGCACGGUGGCCGGGAAUGGUGCCGGUUCUGGGGUUGGGGUGGCUGUUGGCCACGCUGGCCACAGUAGCAGUCCACCCAAUCUGAGACUUAACUCGAACAGUUUGCGUCAGAUGCAGCACCAGUAUCUGCAUCAUAACGAAUGUCUGGACUCUUCGACACCACCUAGCCCAUCGCUGUCCACCACCAUGAGCCAUCCGUACAAUCCGCCACCGUAUAAAAUACAGCGCCAGCAGACAAACGUCCGCGAACGGAAGCGCAUGAUGCGUUCCGCGCCAAAUGGCAGCAUUAACUCAGCGUUCGACGAGCUGCGGGUGCACGUGCCGACGUUCCCGUACGAGAAGCGGCUCAGCAAGAUCGACACGUUGCGUCUGGCCAUCGCUUACAUCGCGCUGCUCCGUGAAGUCCUGGAAGCCGAUUACGACCCACUGACGUACGUCGAGAAGUGUCUUCGGGGGGAAAUCAAGGCAGACCGUGCCCACUGGAACACUAGCGACUUAACCGCUCGACUGUCGUGGAUCAACUGGGAAAACCUGGGUGUCCACCCGGGGCGGCGUACUAUACUGACAUCGCUGGCGCUCGGUUCAUCGGAGAGCCUCGGUUGUGGGCCUCCACCGCAUCUGAUUUAAGCCACCAGAAUCGUAGAACGUUUUUUCACGUCUUCCGUCUAUUUUCUAGUCUUGUCGGUCACUGUCCGCUGGCUUUCUUACACGGAGCAUUAGUAACACGCUCCUGUACAACAAUGUAAAGCCAAGAAAGUUUAUACGUGCAAUGUAGUUACCGAUACUUUGCGAUUGUUUUGUUUUAUAAUUUAUUUUAGAAAUGAAACUGGAUCACAUAAAAGUUUUAGUAUUUGCUGAUUAUGCGUUAAAUUCAAACUCUUUCCAACUUGCAAAGCAGUAUACACGUUGAACCCAAUUUUUAAAUUAUUUCAACUGACCAUUCAUGGCUUUAUGCAUCUUCGAACAGCGAUGAACGUUGUUCCUUGUUUUUUUUUGGUUGAACUGUCUCUCAUACUCUUAGUGUAAAAUUGUACGAUUCAUCUAAAGUAGGUACUAUCGUUCUUCACUUAAAAUCCCGAAAACGAUUCUUUGAGCGUAACAAAAUGAAACGAAACUGUAAAGGUGAUAGUGGAACGAUACGAGGGAUACGC
Molecule: messenger RNA, 1362 nt
Organism: Anopheles bellator
Lineage: Eukaryota; Metazoa; Arthropoda; Insecta; Diptera; Culicidae
Gene: Fer2
Exons: 5
Coding region: 74-838 (254 amino acids)
Biological process (GO): developmental process; regulation of transcription by RNA polymerase II
Molecular function (GO): DNA-binding transcription factor activity, RNA polymerase II-specific; RNA polymerase II transcription regulatory region sequence-specific DNA binding; protein dimerization activity
Source: RefSeq, a predicted model, not a curated record